Messenger RNA from Salvia hispanica, 735 nucleotides. The record is from RefSeq and is a predicted model, not a curated record. NCBI's taxonomy places the organism in Eukaryota, Viridiplantae, Streptophyta, Magnoliopsida, Lamiales, Lamiaceae.
AUGUUACCAUCGGGAGAUAACCCUCUAAUCAAAAAGCCUCCUUUUCAGCUUCACGAUCAAAUUCAAAACCCUAUAAUCGAUGAAUCCCCAUUUUUCUCCAACUUCCCCUCCCCAUUCUUCGAUGAACACCAACUCAUCUUCCCGGACUUCCACUCCAAUUCCAAUUCCAAUUCCAAACCCCCCCUGCCAUCAUCAGAUCAUCACCCCCCAAAACCUAAACAGAAGCAAGCAGUCCCGAGGAAGAGGACCGGAAAGAAAGACCGGCACAGCAAGAUUUGCACUGCGAAAGGGAUCCGAGACAGGAGAAUGAGGCUCUCCCUUCAAGUCGCGAGGAAAUUCUUCGAUCUCCAAGACAUGCUGGGCUACGACAAAGCGAGCAAAACCAUCGAGUGGCUUUUCAGCAAAUCCAACAAGGCGAUGAAGGACCUCACCAACACCAAGGAUGGUAAGUUCGCGUCGGAAUCCGGGGAGAACUGCUCGAACAAUGCAAAGGCGAAAGCGCAGUGCAGAACAGAGGAGAAGGUGAUGGUAAAGCGGGUCGAAUCGAGCCCUAAUCAGAAUGUUUUAGACAAAUUAGGGUCUUCGAGCAGCAGUCCUCCAUUAGAUCGAGAAAGGGUUUGUGUAGCGGACGAUGUCGGAACAAUCGAGAAGCUUCUGGGGAAUUCCACUUCUGAUCAUUACAACUGCUCUACUUUCAUGGGAUUUCUUGGAAACUGGGACCUGCUUGAGCAAUGA